Molecule: messenger RNA, 492 nt
Organism: Iphiclides podalirius (scarce swallowtail)
Lineage: Eukaryota; Metazoa; Arthropoda; Insecta; Lepidoptera; Papilionidae
Source: the annotation of a GenBank genome assembly
AUGAAAUUGAUAGUAGCAUUUUGUCUGCUGGGCGUUGCCUUUGCUGCGCCACCACCAGCAUUCUACUCUUCAGACAGCAAGAACGCAGAAAUUCUCCGAUAUGACAACGAUAACACCGGAUUUGGAUCAUACAGAUAUGAAUUCGAACAGAGUGAUGGCACAAAACAGGAGCAGCAGGGGCAAGUAGUCAAUGAGGGCAGUGAGAAUGCAUAUCUGGCGGUUAAAGGAAGAUUCUCCUACGUGGCUCCGGACGGCGUAGUUUACACCGUUACAUUUGAACAAUCGGAUGGCACAAAGCAACAACAACAAGGUGAACUCGUUAAAAAAGGUUCUAAUGAAUACCUGUCCGUUAAAGGUAGCUUCACGUACAUAGGCCUAGAUGGUGUUACUUACACCGUAACGUACACUGCAGACGACAAUGGAUACAGACCAGAGAUAGAACAGGGCCCAGGUGGUGGUGUACCUGAUGCCGUGGUCGCGUCCAUGCUUGGA